Plasmodium cynomolgi strain B is the source of this 1470-nucleotide messenger RNA. RefSeq names its product hexokinase. The record is from RefSeq and is a predicted model, not a curated record. Gene Ontology annotation, cellular component: mitochondrion; cytosol. The transcript has a single exon. Gene Ontology annotation, biological process: intracellular glucose homeostasis; glycolytic process; glucose 6-phosphate metabolic process. Gene Ontology annotation, molecular function: D-glucose binding; fructokinase activity; mannokinase activity. The annotation marks the transcript as partial. NCBI's taxonomy places the organism in Eukaryota, Apicomplexa, Aconoidasida, Haemosporida, Plasmodiidae.
AUGAGCUACUACAACUUAGAAAAAGACGAAACCGUGUACUACAAAUUAGACACCAUCAAAUGUGAUAUCCCAGUUAACUCAGAAUUACAAGCAAGGAUAAAUAAACAUGUCAACCAGUUGCGGAUUACUUAUUCCACAUUGGAAGAAUUUGUGGAUAAUUUUGUGUAUGAAUUGAAGAAGGGAUUGGAGGCCCAUCGUAGACAUCCAAAUUUAUGGAUCCCUCACGAGUGCUCGUUUAAAAUGCUGGACUCCUGCAUUUCGAACAUCCCCACCGGUCAGGAAAAAGGAACCUACUAUGCAAUUGACUUUGGAGGAACAAAUUUCAGAGCUGUAAGAGCAUCCCUAGAUGGAAAUGGAAAAAUCAAAAGAGAUCAAGAAACGUACAGUUUAAAAUUUACAGGGACAUUUUCACAUGAAAAGGGAUUAUUAGAUAAACAUGCAACUGCUUCGCAACUAUUUGAUCACUUCGCUGAGAGGAUCAAAUACAUUAUGGGAGAGUUUAAAGAUUUAGAUAACCGUGAAGGAAAGAAUGUAGGUUUCACAUUUUCAUUUCCGUGUACCUCUCCAUCCAUUAAUUGUUCAAUUUUGAUCGAUUGGACAAAGGGAUUUGAAACAGGCAGAGCUACAAAUGAUCCUGUGGAAGGUCGUGAUGUGUGCAAACUAAUGAAUGACGCUUUUGUAAGAUCAGAUGUACCAGCAAAGGUUUGUUGUGUCGUUAAUGAUGCUGUUGGCACACUUAUGUCAUGUGCUUAUCAAAAAGGAAAAACAACUCCCCCAUGCUACAUUGGGAUCAUAUUAGGAACUGGAUCCAAUGGAUGCUAUUACGAACCUGAAUGGAAAAAGUACAAAUACGCUGGAAAAAUUAUUAACAUAGAGUUAGGCAAUUUUGAUAAGGAUUUGCCCUUAUCCCCUAUCGACCUUGUCAUGGAUUGGCACUCAGCCAAUAGGAGUAGGCAACUUUUUGAGAAAAUGAUUUCUGGGGCCUACUUAGGAGAAAUUGUCAGAAGGUUUAUGGUUAAUGUUUUACAGAGUGAAUCAUCUGAGAAAAUGUGGAAAAGCGACAGCUUCAACUCUGAAUCGGGAAGUGUCGUACUAAAUGAUACUUCCCCAAAUUUUGAGGAAAGCAGAAAAGUAGCCAAGGCUGCAUGGGACAUGGACUUCACGGAUGAACAGAUAUAUGCCUUACGUAAAAUUUGCGAGUCUGUUUAUAAUCGAUCAGCUGCUCUAGCUGCUGCUGCAAUAGCUGCUAUAGCUAAAAGAAUUAAAAUCAUCGAACAUUCCAAAUUUUCUUGUGGUGUAGAUGGCUCUCUGUUUGUCAAAAAUGCAUGGUACUGCAAAAGGUUACAGGAACAUUUGAAAGUUAUCCUGGCUGACAAGGCGGAAAAUUUGAUCAUUAUUCCGGCCGAUGAUGGAUCGGGAAAGGGCGCAGCAAUUACGGCGGCUGUCGUUUCGCAAUCCAGCAGCAUUAAG